This is a messenger RNA of Sinocyclocheilus rhinocerous, 1574 nucleotides long. RefSeq names its product serine/threonine-protein kinase H1 homolog. Bases 192 to 1460 code for a protein of 422 amino acids. Gene Ontology annotation, biological process: protein phosphorylation. Lineage: Eukaryota; Metazoa; Chordata; Actinopteri; Cypriniformes; Cyprinidae. The record is from RefSeq and is a predicted model, not a curated record. Gene Ontology annotation, molecular function: ATP binding; protein kinase activity. The transcript has 2 exons.
CUCUCUUGUAAUUUUCACAUCGACUGGAUUUCAGGCCAUUCUGGGUUGUGGUUUGGAGAGGUAACCGACUGUGGGACUGGACGUGUCCCUUUGUGGCUUUUGCCGGUGUGGCACUGCACCGUGCACCGAUUGGAUGUUGCCUGGGAGAUGAGGAUGUGCUGCUGGCACCAGGAAGGAAGGAUUUUGAUGUGAUGGGGUGCAGGACGAGCAAAGUCCUCCCAGAGCCACCCGCUGAUGUCCAACUUGACUUAGUCAAAAAAGUAGAGCCACAUCAGACUGAUGUCUAUAAAAACUUCAUUAAAAGUGACGGCGGCGGGGCAAAAACAGGCUCGCCAUCCCCUCAAGGUCAAAGCCAGGCUGCUGCGAAGGUGAGCCAGUCCCCUCCUCCAGCUAACAGCCAGACGGAGCCUGCUGACCCACACCGGAAAAAAGUAGCCAAAUACAGGGCCAAAUUUGACCCUCGAGUGACUGCUAAGUAUGAUAUCAAAGCUUUGAUAGGCCGGGGCAGUUUCAGUCGGGUAGUACGAGUAGAACACAGAAGCACACGGCAGCCAUACGCCAUCAAGAUGAUCGAGACUCGCUACCGUGAAGGCAGAGAAGUAUGUGAAUCUGAACUUUGCGUCCUGCGACGGGUGCGCCACACCAACAUCAUUCAACUGAUGGAGGUGUUUGAGACGGCUGAGCGGGUCUACAUGGUGAUGGAGUUGGCCACCGGCGGAGAACUGUUCGAUCGCAUCAUCGCCCGUGGGUCUUUCACAGAAAGGGACGCCACGCGAGUGCUGCAGAUGGUUCUCGAUGGGGUGAAGUACCUCCAUACGUUGGGCAUCACGCACAGGGACCUAAAGCCUGAAAACUUGCUUUACUACCAUCCUGGUGCUGAUUCCAAGAUUAUGAUCACAGAUUUUGGCUUGGCCAGCACACGGAAGAAAGGCGACGAAUGCCUGAUGAAGACUACAUGUGGAACACCUGAGUACAUCGCUCCUGAGAUACUCGUUCGAAAGCCGUACACUAAUGCAGUAGACAUGUGGGCGCUGGGAGUCAUCUCCUACAUACUGCUCAGUGGCACCAUGCCUUUUGAGGAUGACAAUCGCAUGCGCCUGUACCGACAGAUCCUCAAAGGGAAAUACAGCUUCUCCGGGGAGCCAUGGCCAAGUGUUUCCAAUCUGGCUAAGGACUUCAUUGACCGUGUCCUCACGGUGGAUCCCACUGAGCGUCUGACUGCGGGCCAGGCACUUAAACAUCCUUGGAUUGUCAGCAUGGCUGCUUCCUCCUCCAUGAAGAACCUGCAGCGGUCCAUUUCCCAGAACCUCCUGAAGAGAGUGUCAUCAUGCAGCCACAGCACCAAAUCAGCACAGUCCACUCGCUCCAGCCGCUCCACGAAGUCCAGCAAGGCACGACGUGUUCGUGAGAAGGAGCUGCGAGAACUUAAUCGCCGUUACCAGCAGCAGUGUAACGGUUGAGAGCGACGUACAAGUCACGUGACUGUGACAAACAAGACUUUGUGUACCUUACGAAAAACAUCGGAGCAGAGCAACAUUGUGCCUCAACUUAGAUGUCAACUUCCUGCUCCAUCA